CUCAAUCAAAUCGAUUCGCUGCAAUCAGACAACGGUUUCUCCAACGUUAUCGACGUCAUUAAGUUCAACCCCUGCUCAGGCUACUGGGAUCAAUGGGUUUGAUUCCCUGCUUUGAAGCUUGAGCUGUUCCAAGAAAAGCUUCGUCGGAUGCGUCCGCUCCAUGGGCGAUAAACUCCCUCAACCAUGACAAUCUAGACUCUUCUUCUGCUCCCAAGUUUUUGUUCGUCUUGCCGACUGCUUGAGUUCCUAUCCUCUCAGCCAGUCGAGGUCUAAUUUCAGACCUGCCUGAGCGUCACACAAUUGCCAAGAUGCCUCGUCGCAACAGGUCUUGGGCAACUGUUCUCGGAUUGAACAAAAGCCCCGGCAGCCACCAUCACGACAAUUGGUGGCACGAGCGCCGUCACUUGCUACCUCGCUACCAUGACCGCAUCAUCGAGUCGUCCAUUCCCCCAAUUGAGGUCACCAAGGUCGCUGUCCGCCUGCGCCGUCUGAUCGAGGAGUGUGUUCCCUGUGAGCUCGAAGAAAAUCUCAUCACCAAGCCGCACAGCAAAGUCAUCACCAACAAGGUCAUCAAGGCUGCCAAACAGGCUGGUGGCUCUGAAUAUGGAGCCUGUGUCGUCUUUUGCUUGCUUGUUUGCAAGAGGUGGUUCUCGCAUCAAUCCUCGGUAGAGCUUUGGGAUGCCGACCUGCACUUGGUCAGAGGCGUCGCAUGUGAGGUUAUAGCGAAGGCUAUAAUCGAGCAAGAAGAAGACACAGAGUAUCUCCAGCACAAGGUGCUGCUCAAGCGGUACUCAAUUACCAUCAAUGGAGAGGACAUGCCGGCGGCCAACGUCAUUGAGCGCGCCGUCGACCUACAUGCCCUUCGGGUCAUUGGCUCCUCGGGCUAUCAGAAAUGCAUCAGUCAUCUCUGGCGCGGCUGGCUCGUCCAGGACGAGGACGAUCCCUCCAACUUUGUCGACUAUCAUGAUAAGGCAAACACAAGCUUCCUCGUGCACAUGGAUCCCGAUCGUAUGCGCGCCCCAAUCUAUCAGAAUGCAGCCCAGCUCGUGAUUUCCUUCAUCUAUUUGGGUCUGUACACGGGUGCCAUCAGCACGGUGAACCGUACCGGCGAACUUGAUAUCGUCGAGGGUCUCAUGUACCUUUUUACUGUCGGUUUCAUUUGCGACGAGAUCACCAAGGUCUGGAAGGCGGGCUACCGCAUCUUGGGGUUCUGGAACGCUCUGAACAGCGUUCUCUAUGGGUUGUUGAUGAUCAGCCUGGGCAUUCGUUUCUUCGCUUUUAGCAAGCCUUUCAACGGCCCAGCCCAGGACGAAGAUGGCAAGACCGAUCGCGAGCAGCUCAACGAGCUUAGCUACAACUUCUUGGCGGUCAGCGCGCCUCUCUUCUGGAUCAGGCUGUUGCUAUACCUCGACACGUUCCGCUUCUUCGGCGCCAUGCUAGUCGUUCUUAAGGUCAUGAUGAAGGAGUCGAUCAUUUUCUUUGCCUUGCUUACCAUCAUCAUCAUUGGCUUCUUCCAGAGUUUCAUCGGCCUCGACUAUGCAGACGACCACGCCCUCAGCGACACGGGUUUCAUCAUCCAGUCCAUGGCCAACGCGCUCAUGCAGAGCCCCGACUUUAGCGGCUUUGAAAAGUUCAGCCAUCCAUUCGGCAUAAUACUCUACUACUUCUUCACCUUUAUCGUCAUGGUCAUCUUGCUCAACGUGCUUAUUGCGCUGUACAACUCUGCCUACGAGGACAUCUACGACAAUGCCGACGACGAGUUCCUAGCCCUGUUUGCGCAAAAGACAAUGCAAUUCGUGCGCGCGCCCGACGAGAACGUGUACAUCGCGCCGCUCAACCUGAUCGAGGUGUUUCUGGUCGCACUGCCGUUCGAGUGGUGGAUGGAGAAGCGCAUGUACGAGCGGCUCAACGACAUCGUCAUGGCAGUGCUGUAUUCGCCACUCCUGCUCUUCACGGCCAUGUUUGAAAUGAGGGCCGCCGGCGAGAUCAGGGCCAACCGGUCGCGCGGCGAAGAGGACGACGACGUGCAGGAGGAGUGGGAGCAGAUGGAGGACGAGAUCGAUUUUGAGAGCGAUGGAUGGAACAAGACUGUCAGUCUGGCCAAGGCCAACGUCGAGGAGGAGCCGGCUGUUUUGGAGGUGCAACAGCUACGGGAAGAGGUCAAGGAGCUCAAGGCGAUGCUUAUCGAGCUUGGACGGGCUGUAGGGGCUACGAAGUUGGGCGGCAGCAAUACCACUGGGAAAGCCAACGGUGCAGAUGAGGAGUAGUAUCAUAAGACGGCGGUAUCUUCGUGCUGCACGGCGACAUGAGUUGGAUCUUGGCCUUUUGCUUUUGUGUGCCAAAGCAGACGUGAUUACCCUCAAGCAGGUUGUCAACACUAAUGAGAUCCUAUCAACGAACAAACAAUCUACGCUCAAUAAUCCAAGUCAAGUUUGUCGUGGGCGAAUGCGGCAGUGCACAUUGUAUAGGUAGGGAGGGGGCUGUACCUCCUCCAAGCUGCAGCCACCCACACCCGCGUCGCGCCAAGUCGAAUGGAUGGAUGCACGAAAUACUAUGCAAUACUCCCUCCCUCUGAAUGAG
This is a messenger RNA of Pyricularia oryzae 70-15, 2580 nucleotides long. Its product is annotated as potassium ion channel Yvc1. The coding region runs from base 309 to 2267 and encodes 652 amino acids. The transcript has 3 exons. Lineage: Eukaryota; Fungi; Ascomycota; Sordariomycetes; Magnaporthales; Pyriculariaceae. The record is from RefSeq and is a predicted model, not a curated record.